CUGGGAGUUGUAGUUUUACAACAGCUGGAGGCACCCUGGUUAGGUAAGGAGUUAAUAAAGUAUUAAAACAUAAUACAAAUAAUGUAAAUGCUUUGGGUCUCCGAAUGUUGGAAUAAAUAGGGACUUUUCUUCUGUCAUAAGAUCACACAGUCCUGUUGUUUUUGUAGCAUGUGAUAAGGAUGUUGAUGUCACGUGACACCGGGCACGCCCACAUCGCUUCACUCCAGGUUGUAGCGCUUUCAGUCUGGGAGGGUGAGCAUCACCAUGAGCGGCCCUGGUAACUGCACAGCAUCCCCGGGGACAAAGGAGGACAGGGCCGCUACAGGGCGGACUGACCGGCCGCAGUGUAAGGACAAUGACAGCGAAGACGCCUUCUCCGACAUCAGCGACUCCGAGCUCCUGCAGCUUCAGGACACAGAGGAGACCGGCGACAGACCUUUACCAGAGAAUAAAGACAAACAAACAGAAUAUGGGACGAUUAGUAUGGAACAAAGUGAAGUGAAUUUAGUUUCUGGAGAAGGUCUGUAUCAAGACGGGACUGGAGACACUCUGCAGCGAAAACGUAAAACAGAACUAGAAACACCACUGGAGCGGUAUUUCCUUAAAUAUCUGACUGUGACGGACAUUUGCUCCCAGGUCUGGUGUGAACAGCAGAUGGUAUACAAAAUGGAGCGUCCAGCACUAAUAGAGCCAGAGAAAACAGCCGCCAUGAACCAUGGAUCUAGUAUACAUUUGGCCAGAGAACUAGAAGUUCAUGAUAUUGUGCCAGUGAACACAAAGACUCGUGAAGACUCUUGGGCAAUAAAGUGUCUGAAUAUUUUAGCUAUGAUACCAAUUUUGCAGUCUGGUGGCCGCGUUCGGGAAUUUCCAGUUUUUAGGGAACUUGAUGGUAUAUACGUGGUGGGAGUAAUAGAUGAAUUGGGAUACUCUUCCAAAGGUGAGCUAGAACUCCGAGAACUAAAAACCCGAGCUAGCACAACCCUACCAGGAGCUGCACAGAAGAGGAGUCAUGAGAUCCAGGUCUCUCUUUACAAGCUGCUAUUUGAUGGGAUGGUCAGCAGUGUCAUCCAGCCUGAUGGUUUCAUGCAGCACUUGAAGCUGAGACCGGAACAAGAAUUAGGACCUCAAGUGAAGGAGCACGCCUUGAAGUCUGGGCUGACGGUGUCAACAUUCAGAGACGUGUUGGAAUUGACUUGUCUGAACCUCACGUAUAGUGAAUUGCCUAUGGUUGACAGCCUGAAGCUGGAAUAUUGCUUUCAGGGGGAUGGUUCCCUGCUAGGAUGUAGUGAAGUGAGGUUUGAAAAGGAGAAAGUUUUGGAGCAAGCAACAUUUUACUUCUCCUAUUGGAAGGGACUAAGGGAGGUGCAGGGGGUGGACAUAGAGGAUGCUUGGAAGUGCAGAAUGUGCGAAUAUUCAAGCAUCUGUGAGUGGAGAACACACAGGACCAAACAUGUUGCCUUACAGACUAGGAACAAGAGAUUGAAAUGAACAUUAACAUUUUAUUUUACCUCAAUUGAUUGAAUUAUUGAUACUGACUAUUGACAUAAUUCUGUAACCAAUAUUUUAAUGUAGCAUUUCAGGAGUCUUAAAUAGGACUAGACGUGUACAUUGUAUAUUACAUCAGCGUUUUAUACGCAUCUCUUAUAUCUCCAAAAUGUUUAACCCCUUAAGGACGCAGGACGUAAAUGUACGUCCUGGUGCGGUGGUACUUAACGCACCAGGACGUACAUUUACGUCCUGUGCAUAACCGCGGGCAUCGGAGCGAUGCCCGUGUCAAGCGCGGCUGAUCCCGGCUGCUGAUCGCAGCCAGGGACCCGCCGGCAAUGGCCGACGCCCGCGAUCUCGCGGGCAUCCUCCAUUAACCCCUCAGGUGCCGGGAUCAAUACAGAUCCCGGCAUCUGCGGCAGUGCGCGAUUUAAAUGAACGAUCGGAUCGCCCGCAGCGCUGCUGCGGGGAUCCGAUCAUUCAGAACGCCGCACGGAGGUCCCCCCACCUUCCUCCUUCCGGCUCUCGGCGUCUUCUGCUCUGGUCUAAGAUCGAGCAGACCAGAGCAGAAGAUAACCGAUAACACUGAUCUGUUCUAUGUCCUAUACAUAGAACAGAUCAGUAUUAGCAAUCAUGGUAUUGUUAUGAAUAGUCCCCUAUGGGGACUAUUCAAGUGUAAAAAAGAAUGUGAAAAAAUGUAAAAGUAAAAGCAAAAAAAAUGUGAAAAAUCCCCUCCCCCAAUAAAAAAGUAAAACGUCCGUUUUUUCCUAUUUUACCCCCAAAAAGCGUAAAAAAUAAAUGUUAUAGACAUAUUUGGUAUCGCCGCGUGCGUAAAUGUCCGAACUAUUAAAAUAAAAUGUUAAUGAUCCCGUACGGUGAACGGCGUGAACGUAAAAAAAAAAAAAAAAAAGUCCAAAAUUGCUACUUUUUUAAUACAUUUUAUAAAAAAAAAAUUAUAAAAAAUGUAUUAAAAGUUUUUAUAUGCAAAUGUAGUAUCAAAAAAAAGUACAGAUCAUGGCGCAAAAAAUGAGCCCUCAUACCGCCGCUUAUACGGAAAAAUAAAAAAGUUAGAUGUCAUCAAAAUAAAGGGAUUAUAAACGUACUAAUUUGGUUAAAAAGUUUGUGAUUUUUUUUUAAGCAGAACAAUAAUAUAAAAGUAUGUAAUAAUGGGUAUCAUGUUAAUCGUAUCGACCCUCAGAAUAAAGAACACACGUCAUUUUUACCAUAAAUUGUACGGCGUGAAAACGAAACCUUCCAAAAUUAGCAAAAUUGCAUUUUCUUUUUCAUUUCCCCACAAAAAUAGUGUUUUUUUGUUGCGCCAUACAUUUUAUGAUAUAAUGAGUUAUGUCUUUACAAAGGACAACUGGUCGCGUAUAAAACAAGCCCUCAUACUAGUCUGUGGAUGAAAAUAUAAAAGAGUUAUGAUUUUUAGAAUGCGAGGAGGAAAAAAUGAAAACGUAAAAAUUUAAUUGUCUGAGUCCUUAAGGCCAAAAUGGGCAUAGUCCUUAAGGGGUUAAAAGGGGAACUCUGGAGGAAAAAUAAUGUUUUCAUAAACUGAUUAACUGGUGCCAGAAAGUUAAACAGA
Messenger RNA from Hyla sarda, 3070 nucleotides. RefSeq names its product exonuclease 5 (gene EXO5). Gene Ontology annotation, biological process: interstrand cross-link repair. Bases 265 to 1488 code for a protein of 407 amino acids. Lineage: Eukaryota; Metazoa; Chordata; Amphibia; Anura; Hylidae. Gene Ontology annotation, molecular function: single-stranded DNA 5'-3' DNA exonuclease activity. Gene Ontology annotation, cellular component: nucleus. The transcript has 6 exons. The record is from RefSeq and is a predicted model, not a curated record.